AGCAUCGUCCCAAUUCGGUCUCUCGAUCCUCGCUAUGCUCCCGCAGUUGGAUCAACUUGAAUAGGAUGUUGCUUUACCACAAUUACUCCAGCGCCAGUUUCACGGUGGCGGGAACCGGCAGCGGAGGAGGAGAGGAACGGGUGGCUUUGGACGAGUCGGUGUACGAGGCGGAGAGGUUGCGGCUGGACACGUUGGCGCGCCAAUCGAUGGCCGAAGCUUCGGCGACGGAGAUGAUGGAAGCCGAUGGCGGGGAGGCGGAGGAUCCGAAAGCUUAGAAGUGGAUAAUCCGGAAGCGGGUCUGGGAUUUGAUGGAGGCCUGGAACUUCGCUCGGAAUCCCCGACCCGUUCACCACCGGAUCCCCAAUUUCGUCGGAGCUUCGACAGCCGCUCAAAAGCUGGGCGAGUUAGAAGAGUUCCAAAGGGCAAGCUGUGUUAAGGUAAAUC
Linum tenue is the source of this 444-nucleotide messenger RNA. The record is from the annotation of a GenBank genome assembly. Lineage: Eukaryota; Viridiplantae; Streptophyta; Magnoliopsida; Malpighiales; Linaceae.